Molecule: messenger RNA, 1124 nt
Organism: Drosophila willistoni
Lineage: Eukaryota; Metazoa; Arthropoda; Insecta; Diptera; Drosophilidae
Product: protein ABHD11
Exons: 1
Coding region: 115-1041 (308 amino acids)
Cellular component (GO): mitochondrion
Source: RefSeq, a predicted model, not a curated record
UCCAUUUUUCUGUGAUUGUUAAUAGACAGAGAGAUAGAUGCCAAUAAGAUUUUUUGCUACACAUAAAGAUCUGGUGAUUAGGAAAGGAAAUGCUUUAGGGGAUCAGGAAAAGCUAUGCCUCUAAUGCGACAUGUCACUCGUCGACUGAUGCAACAACAGCGCCAAUAUACACAAGUAAUCGAGCCGGUUAAUUUGGCCUUUCGUCUGCACACGACGAAACAGCAACCCGAUGAUGAUCCUGAUGUCAGUCCACCGUUUGUCAUAAUGCACGGAGUCCUGGGCGUUAAGGAUAAUUGGCGUAGUAUUAGCCAGCAAUUGGCAUAUCAAACGGGACGUCGAGUCUUCUCGGUGGAUGCCCGAAAUCAUGGCGAUAGUCCGUACACAGAUCUACAUUCCACCAAGGCCAUGGUAGUGGACAUGGUGGAGUUUAUGAAAACCCAUAGAUUGGCAAAGAUCUGUGCUCUGGGCCAUAGCAUGGGUGGGCGUUGUAUGAUGAUGUUGGCUCUCAAGCAUCCCGAGCUGGUGGAAAGAGCCAUCAUUGUGGAUAUCUCACCGUUUGGUGUGCCAACACAUUUUCAUUUAAUCAAUGCCAUUUUCGAUGCCUUACUAAAGGUGAAAUUACCUCGUCAUCUAAGUCAUUCGGAGGCCAGGGAAAUGCUAAUGCAAGAGUUACAUAAACACAAUAACAAUGACCCAGAAGGUGCCAAAAUUGUAUUGAGAAAUCUGCGUAAACAUAAGUCUACCGGAGAAUUCUAUAUGCCCGCCAAUGUGAAGGCAGUGCAUAAUAAUUGGAUUGAUUUUAGUCGUUUUCGUGAUGACUUGCUUAUUUUGCCACCCUACACAGGGCCAAUUCUAUUCAUAGCUGGUAAAAAAUCGAAAUUUUUCAAAAAAUCCAACAUGAAAGAUAUACAAAAAUGGUUUCCCAAUACCCAAUUGGAAUGGCUAAAUGCCAAUCAUGCUCUCCACCAUGAAGAUCCGAAGGGUUUCCUUGAAUUGGUAUUGCAUUUUAUGGACAAGAAGCAGCCACAGCUGAAUAAUUGAAAUUGCUCUCACACUUGUCUCCCUGGUCACUUGUUGUUAUGUUAUGUAAAAUAAAAACUAGGAUCGGCUUGUGCGACAUGUUA